AUGACCUCAGAUUCUGUGACGACUUCAGAUUCUGUGACGACCUCAGAUCCUACAACACCCUCGGAUCCUGCAACGACCUCAGAUCCUGCGACGACCUCAGAUCCUGCGACGGCCCCAGAUCCUGCAACGACCUCGGAACCUGCGACGACCUCGGAUCCUGCAACGACUUCGGAUACCGCAACAACCUCGGAUCCCGCAACAACCUCAGAUCCUGUGACGACUUCCGCUCCUUUGACAACAGCUGAUUCCUCAAUAACCCUGUCAUCUUCGCCUAGGUCGACAUCUCCGAACACCUUGGCAUCCACACCCCUGUAG
This is a messenger RNA of Spirometra erinaceieuropaei, 315 nucleotides long. NCBI's taxonomy places the organism in Eukaryota, Metazoa, Platyhelminthes, Cestoda, Diphyllobothriidea, Diphyllobothriidae. The record is from the annotation of a GenBank genome assembly.